Xyrichtys novacula (pearly razorfish) is the source of this 905-nucleotide messenger RNA. Lineage: Eukaryota; Metazoa; Chordata; Actinopteri; Labriformes; Labridae. The record is from the annotation of a GenBank genome assembly.
AUGUCAGCUUCCAGCAUUCAAAACUUCAGCUCACUUCCUGGUCAUAUCCAAGACUUCCUGUACUAUCAACACUGUCGACAUUUUCCCUUGCUCCUAGACCUUCCAGACAAAUGUGGAGGAGCUGAUCGAUCCUCUGAAGUCUUCCUUCUGCUGGUCAUCAAAAGUUCCCCAGAAAACCACGAACGCCGAGAAAUGCUUCGCAAGACCUGGGCCAAAGAGAGGUUACAGAACGGAGUGUGGAUUAGACGACUCUUCAUCACAGGAACUACAGGCUCUGGUUUUAGGGAAAAAAGACUGAACAAAGUUGUUGAGCUGGAGCACAGUCAGUACAAAGACAUACUUCAAUGGGACUUUGCCGACACGUUCUUCAACCUCACAUUGAAGCAGGUAGUCUUCCUGAAGUGGUUUGAAAGAAACUGUCCAAAAGCCCGUUUCCUGUUAAAUGGUGACGAUGAUGUUUUUGUGAACACAAACAAUGUGGUCAAGUAUCUCCAAAAUCUUGAGGACAAUGAUGGAAGCAAGCACCUCUUUACUGGCCAUCUGAUCCAGUAUGUAGGGCCUGUUAGAGAAUCAUGGAACAAGUAUUUUGUCCCAGUUCAGGUGCAGGUGUCAGACCAGUAUCCUCCCUACUGUGGUGGUGGGGGCUUCAUACUGUCUGGUUACACUGCUUCAGUCAUAUACAACAUGUCCAAGUCCAUCCCUCUUCUUCCCAUUGAUGAUGUUUACAUGGGCAUGUGUCAGGCCAAAGCAGGACUUAGUCCUAGUUCGCACAUUGGUGUGAGGACUGCAGGAAUGUACAUUCCCUCCAGUGGUGUUGAUGAUCAUGAUCCUUGCUUCUAUAAUGAAAUUCUUCUUGUUCACAGAUUUUUUUGCUGCGGAUUUGUUUCUUAUGUGGCACAGAAUAA